Messenger RNA from Chaetomium strumarium, 899 nucleotides. RefSeq lists its product as uncharacterized. Gene Ontology annotation, cellular component: membrane; intracellular membrane-bounded organelle; cytosol. The record is from RefSeq and is a predicted model, not a curated record. Bases 199 to 774 code for a protein of 191 amino acids. Gene Ontology annotation, molecular function: calcium ion binding. Lineage: Eukaryota; Fungi; Ascomycota; Sordariomycetes; Sordariales; Chaetomiaceae. The transcript has 5 exons.
CCAAACGCCCGCCUUUGACUUUGAGUAAACGAGUGCACAACGGCAGCGAUCUGCUAGCACCGCGCCGUAUCCGAUCGUCGAUCGACAAUCGAGCUCUUAACCCUUGUCGCAACGCCCCUCCUCCCCCUCCCUCCUCAGCGCAGUCGGUCUGAGAACUUCUGGCCACGGCGGCGACGAUAUCCUAGCCGGUAUUCAGACAUGGGCAAUUUACAGUCCAAAAAGCUCCCGGAUGACCAGCUGAAGGAGCUGCAAAAGUCAACCAACUUUGACAAGAAGGAGCUGCAGCAAUGGUAUAGGGGCUUUCUCAAAGACUGCCCGUCGGGCAUGCUCACCAAGGCCGAGUUCCAAAAGAUCUACGCGCAGUUCUUCCCCUUCGGCGACCCGUCCACCUUCGCCGAUUAUGUCUUCAACGUGUUCGACACGGACAAGUCGGGCACCAUCGACUUCAAGGAGUUCAUCUGCGCGCUGAGCGUGACGAGCCGCGGCAAGAUGGAGGACAAGCUCGACUGGGCCUUCCAGCUGUACGACAUCGACGGCGACGGCAAGAUCAGCUACGACGAGAUGCUCAAGAUUGUCGAGGCGAUUUACAAGAUGGUCGGUUCGAUGGUCAAGCUCCCCGAGGACGAGGACACGCCCGAGAAGCGGGUGCGCAAGAUCUUCCGCAUGAUGGACAAGGACGAGAAUGGUAGCCUCGAUAUGCAGGAGUUCAAGGAGGGCAGCCAGCGCGAUGCUACUAUUGUCUCGGCCCUCUCGCUGUACGAUGGCUUAGUGUGACAGAAUGAGUUCCGCCUCGUCGCGGAUUUGGGUUUCCUCUUUGGCUCUUUUCAUUUUCUUCAUUCUGUGAUGCUGCACACGAGAUGAGCGAUGCUUAUAUGAUGCAAAGAUAGGUACGCAGCGGA